UCUCUCUCAUAAGGCCUAAUGUCUGCUUUCUUUCUUAUUUCCAUUGCUUUGUUCUUACACGCUUCCUGUGUAUCCUCUACUCGUCCCUUCAUGCUGAUACCCGAAGCAAUCAAAUGGAGCUCGGUGGAGAACUCAGGAAUGCAGCAAGGGAACAAAUCAUGCAUAACCGGGAACCCUAUUGAUGACUGCUGGAGAUGUGACUCUGACUGGCAAAACAAUCGGAGAAUGUUAGCCGAUUGCUCUGUAGGGUUUGGGUGCAACGCUGUUGGUGGUCGAGAUGGUGAACUUUAUGUUGUCAAUAGCUCAAGCCACGAUGACCCCCAGAACCCAAUUCCGGGUACGCUCCGGCAUGCUGUGGCUCAAGAACAGCCUCUGUGGAUCAUCUUUGAUCAGGACAUGGACAUCCACUUAAAGGAAGGACUCGUUCUAAGCUCAUAUAAAACCCUAGAUGGCAGGGGAUUCAACAUCCAGAUAUCACAAGGCCCUUGCCUAACCAUUCAGAAUGUGACCAAUGUUAUCAUCCACAACAUCUACAUACACCACUGUGUACCAGCAGGAAAUGCCUAUGCCGGGGACUCUCCCUCACCGGGAGGCAUCUCCGAUGGGGAUGGGAUAUCGAUCUUUGGGUCAAAGGAUGUCUGGAUUGAUCAUUGUACACUGGCUAACUGCUAUGAUGGACUCAUUGACGUCACAUAUGGAUCCACAUCAGUAACCAUCUCGAACAACUACAUGUUGGAUCACAAUGAAGCUAUGCUUCUGGGGCAUGAUGACAACUUCAUAGCUGACAAGAAUAUGCAAGUGACCAUAGCAUUCAACUACUUUGAGAAAAAUUUGGUGCAGAGAAUACCCAGGUGCAGGCAUGGAUAUUUCCAUAUUGUGAAUAAUUUAUAUGCAGGUUGGAAAAUGUAUGCAAUUGGGGGAAGUGCUAAUCCAACAAUCAAUAGCCAAGGAAACAUCUUCGUCGCAUUGGACAGUAAUUCUUCAAAGGAGGUGACUAAACGAGAAAGCCCACAAGGAUACACUGGCUGGAAGAAUUGGAAUUGGAGAUCGGAUGGGGAUCUGAUGCUGAAUGGUGCAUUCUUUAAGUCAUCGGGACAAGAAACUCCUGCAAGCUACAUGAAAGCAUCAAGCAUGGUAGCAAGACCAGCUUCAAUUCUAAAAAUUCUCUCUCCAUCUGCUGGAGUUCUCAAUUGUCAGACAGGCCAACAAUGCUAACAUCCAGGCCAACCAUACUAUUCUUUUAUUUGUCAUUUGUAUAAUUUGCACUUUUAAUAAUACUUAAAUUGCAUGCAA
This is a messenger RNA of Malania oleifera, 1293 nucleotides long. RefSeq names its product putative pectate lyase 21. Bases 19 to 1215 code for a protein of 398 amino acids. Gene Ontology annotation, molecular function: pectate lyase activity. Lineage: Eukaryota; Viridiplantae; Streptophyta; Magnoliopsida; Santalales; Ximeniaceae. The transcript has 4 exons. The record is from RefSeq and is a predicted model, not a curated record.